Messenger RNA from Trypanosoma brucei brucei TREU927, 2736 nucleotides. RefSeq names its product 26S proteasome regulatory non-ATPase subunit. Bases 1 to 2736 code for a protein of 911 amino acids. The record is from RefSeq and is a predicted model, not a curated record. The transcript has a single exon. Lineage: Eukaryota; Euglenozoa; Kinetoplastea; Trypanosomatida; Trypanosomatidae. Gene Ontology annotation, cellular component: nucleus; proteasome complex; proteasome storage granule. Gene Ontology annotation, molecular function: enzyme regulator activity. Gene Ontology annotation, biological process: regulation of protein catabolic process; proteasome-mediated ubiquitin-dependent protein catabolic process.
AUGUCGGACAACAGAAAAGCAGUGGACGUUACCGUUCUGUCAGAGGAUCCUAAGAAGAAAGAAAAUGAGAAGAAAGCACGUGAGGCUGAGUCGCUGAAGAUGAGUGAAGAGGAUGAACGCAUAAAAGGCCAAGUUGAACUUCUUGUUACGCGCGUGGGCGACAGCAACACUGAGUUGGCAGCGGUUGCGGUUGAUCAACUGAUUGAUUUGCUGCGGACGCACACAAGCGGCAGCGUGGCAUCGGUUCCAAAACCACUCAAGUAUGUCCGCUCCAUGUACGGGCAAUUGGAGAGGGUUCAGAAAGAGACUACUAACCCUAAGCUCGCUGUUCGCCUCCACGACGUACUUUCUUUCGUGGCUAUGACCAUUGAGUUCCCUGAUGGCCAGCGUCCGGCUCUAGAGCACAAAUUGCUAGGUACUCAAGAUGAUCUCGCCCAUUGGGGUCACGAGUAUCUCCGCUUCCUCGCCGGGUGCAUUAGUACAGAGUGGAAGGAACGUGUUAGCAAAGGAGAAAGUGUCGUCCACUUGGAUGGCUUUAUUCAACAAAUUGUGAGCUAUAUGGUGAAACACCAGGAUGAACCUACAGCCGUCGACCUCCUUAUGGAAGUGGAGAACAUCAAAGCAAUCAUUCCAUUUAUUGAUGGUCACAACCACAGGCGUAUUGCAUCUUACUUGGCUGCUGCGAGUAAGUAUUUAACUCGUCCAAUGGACACUGAGGCUCUCCGUGUGGUGUAUGAUAUUUAUGUAAAAAUGGAAUCGUACACGGAGGCUCUCUUUGUAGCCUUGCAGUUAGGUGAUCGUGCUGCCGUGGAGAACCUCUUCAAAAUGUGCGAGAAGUCUUCUGUAAGCUUGCAAAUGGCGCUGAGUUGUGCGCGCUAUAGGUUUUUCCUUCCAAACGACAAUGAGGAACAAGGAAUUCUCUCUAGUGCUAACGGUAAUAUGAAACUUUCAGAGCUGUAUCGUCACGUCGCAACGGAGCUUGAUGCUAUGACUCCGCUGACACCCGAGGAUAUAUUUAAGACAGGUCUUGACGGGAAGCAGUCCAGCAGUGCCUCUGACAGCUCCUUCAAACUUGCAUGUUCCUUCGCUAGUGGUCUCGUAAACUGUGGAUAUGGUAAGGAUAUGUAUUUGACAGGUGAGGAAGCCACGUGGCCCAGUGAGCAAACUGAUAACCGCCUCUUCGCAACAACAUCCAUGUUGGGGCUUAUUCAUCUAUGGGAUCACGCGGACGGUCUACUGGAAAUUGAAAAAUACCUCCACUCAGAUACUGUCAAUAUCAGAGCCGGUGCUUGCCUGGCCACUGGUAUUUCCCUAUGCGGGGUGAGCCAUCCCUACGACCCUGCUCUUGGACUCCUCAACGAUUUUGUGUGUGCCCCGCAUAAAGAGGUCAGGAUUGGUGCUAUUCUUGGCUUAGGUUACGCUUAUGCAGGGUCGAUGCGGGAGGAAAUAAGGGAAUUGUUGGUACCAAUCCUUAUCGAUGGCGAACAAACAAUGGAGGUUCAGUGUUUGACAGCGCUUGCACUUUCAAUGGUUUUCGUCGGCUCCACAGACGAGGGGAUGGUCGAGACGAUAACGCAUAUUCUUUUGGAGAUGCCAGAAAAGGACCUAAAGGAAUCCGCCACCUGCUACAUUAUCCUUGCACUGGGCUGCCUGUUUCUUGGACGGCAAGAAGCUGCUGAUACUCUUCUGGACACUUUGCAAACAUCUUCACCUAUUAUAAGACGUUAUGCAGAGAUCGUAGUGCGUAGCUGCGCCUACGCGGCAACAGGGAACGUGGUUGUCAUCCAGAACUUCUUUCACGCAAUCGCCGAGAACGAUGAGCCUGAAGAUACUGAGGUUCCUGCGGCCGAGGGCGACGGAAAUGGUCAACAGCAGAAAAAAAACCGACAGCAGCAGUCCACAGAGAAUGCAGCGCAUUUAAACUAUAAGGCCGCUGCAGUACUUGGUAUUGCAUUGGUUGCCCUUGGAGAGGAUAUUGGAACAGAGAUGGCCAAGCGUUCAAUCAUUCAUACACUUCUCGUCGACACGGUGAGCAAAGGUGAGGCAAAUAUAUCGGGCAGGCAUGCCAUACCCCUGGCGUACGCAUUGCUUUCAGCAUCCAACCCCGGUAUGCAGGUCGUAGAGACACUCAACCGCCUCUCACACGACAGCGACAUGCUCACUGCAAUAAAUGCUAUUGUGGCCAUGGGUGUAGUGGCUGCAGGAAGUAACAACGCCAGGGUUGUGAGCAAACUACGGAACCUCGCUUUAUAUUACCAGAAAGAUCGCUUCGCUUCUUAUCUUUUCUCGGUGAGACUUGCGCAGGGGUUUACAAUGAUGGGUAGGGGCCAUUUAACCCUUUCCCCAUUGUUGAAUGACCGUUCACUGGUUUCCCCCACGGCACUCAUGGGGUUGCUUGUAUUUUUACACAGCGCUCUGAACUUCGAGGAAAUCAUCCUCGGUAAGUACAGCUAUAUGGUCUCCAGUAUUGCUCCCAGCAUUAACCCGCGCAUGGUGCUUGCAGUUGAUGAUCAGAUGGAAGUUGUUAAAGAUGGCGUGCAGGUGCGCGUGGGAUUGCCUGUUGAUACCGUCGCUGUUGCUGGGAAACCGAAAUCCAUCACAGGUUUCCAGACUCAAACCACACCAACGCUUAUUAGCGUCACAGACAAGGUAGAGGUUGCCUCUCAGAAGUACAGGCCGGUUGCCAGCGUUGUGGAGGGUACAUUUGUUGUGGAAGAGAAACCAAAUAUGGAGUAG